This is a messenger RNA of Striga hermonthica, 522 nucleotides long. The record is from the annotation of a GenBank genome assembly. Lineage: Eukaryota; Viridiplantae; Streptophyta; Magnoliopsida; Lamiales; Orobanchaceae.
AUGGAAACUCAUUAUCGGAGGUUUAAUGGAUGCUUGAAGCAAAUCGAAUAUCGCAAUCCUAGUGGGACACAAAUCCAAGAUAGGAUUGAGCAAGUCGAACGAUUGUUUGAACAAGACCCAAAAUAUAAAGAUGGCUUCAAGUUUCAUCAUGUGUUCAAACUAUUCAAAGAGUUUGGAAAAUUUGAUGAUAAUGUGUCCCAACCACGAUCUCGUAGUCGGGAUUUCGAUACACUCAAUGACUCUUCCGAGUCCGACGUUCCAUAUGAUGGACAACCAACACCAGAGUCUCCGGGAUUGUCGUCUUUUAGUCCUCAACAAAGUAACGAUGGUGUUGGGGGGACAUUCUCUCAACGUCCAAUGGGAGCAAAGAAAGCAAAAUUGAAGAAGAAAAAUGAAGACCAAUUUUGCCAAUAUUUUCAAACUCUAAAUGCUAAAAGUGAUACUAUUGUUGAUUUGUUGCAGAAAGCCGAUGAACGUCAAAAUGUCCAACUUCAAUUGCAGAAACAACAAAUCGAUUUGUAG